CUUGACGCAGCUAAGCCAGGACAACUCUUCUACCUAGGUCCUUGAAUAGAGGGUUGAAUGUGUCUUGGACAAUGUCGAAGGAACUAAGCUUUGCCAGGAUACCUCCCAGAUCCAGAUCAUCGCCAAGCGGAAGCGCAUGUAUGAGCGAGGGGGAGUUGAGAUGAAAUGGCGGAGGACUUGCCAGCGUCAGAAGCUUUUCUGCACGGCGGCGCGAGCGGCGACGUGAGUGGAGGUAGUAGUCAUGAUGAUCAUGACCCAUUAAUGUCAGACCCAACGGCCCUCCUGGCGCCAUCAGACUUCCUUCCGGAUGUUCCUCCAUCGACCGAGACGCCAUCUACCACGAAUAAUGUACCAGCAGCAGGCGACGACCACCAUGAAACGCUGCCGCCACCGAAGCCGAGCACCAACGCUACUGCGUUGGAUGCGCAUAGCAAGACGCUCAAUCCACGAUCAUGCGUGACAUGCCGGAAGAGGAAGGUUAAAUGCGACAAGCUGUGGCCGUGCAACAAUUGCAAUCGAGCGCAUAUUGAAUGUGUGUUUCCUGCUCCUGGCCGAGGGCCACGGAAGCCACGAAAGCUGGGCGAAGGCAAGGAUAAGGAACUGCUGGAACGACUACGAAAGCUGGAAAGUGUGGUGAAGAGUAUGGGCGCAGAAUUGCCUGGAGAAGAAGCAAAAGACAGCAAUCACGAAAAGGCACGGGAGGUGGUAUCGCCUAGCGCGAGUCCUGUCAAUAGUGCGGAGACUGUACCUGCGGCGCGAGACGCCGAGGAGGAGUUCCAGAGCAAGACGAGGUGGGUGGAAGAGCAGCAGAGAGGGCGCUUCGAGAACCGAUUUGGACGGCUCGUCGUCAACGAGGGCAAGUCGAGGUACAUCAAUAACUCGUUUUGGGCGAAUUUGAGCACGGAAGUGGAAGACUUGAAAGGCAUUCUCAAUCAGUCGAGUGAUGACGAGGAGGACCAUUUAACGGCGUCUCCAGGCUUAAGCGAACAGACUCCAAACACCCACCAUGCUUUCAUCUUCGGCUUCAGUUCACAGAACGUUGAUAUCCUGCGUUUUCAUCCUCCGCCCGCCCAGAUCAAGCGGUAUUGGGAUAUCUUCAAAGACCGUGUCGACCCGCUGUGCAAGGUUUUGCACGUUCCCACAUUGGAGGGCACCAUCAUCAGUGCUGCGUCGCAUCUGACGAACCUGUCUCGUGGUUUUGAGUGCUUACUCUUUGCCAUAUACUACGGAGCAACUACCAGUCUAUCCGCACAGGACUGUCUGAUUAAGCUGGGCGAGGAGAAGGCAGUGCUGCUGACGCGCUAUCGGUUCGCGAUAGAGCAAGCAUUGGCGAGAGUCAACUUCCUUACGACAGAAGAGAUUGGCGUCCUGCAGUCCUUUGUCAUAUUCCUGAUCUGUCUGCGGCGAAACAGCGAUGCUCGUGUCAUCUGGACUCUGACCGGACUUGUGGUGAGGAUUGCCCAGACUAUCGGCAUACAUCGAGACGGUAGCCACUUCGGUCUCUCACCUUUCGAGGUUGAGAUGCGGCGUCGGUUGUGGUGGCAGGUCUGUAUACUCGAUACACGGGCCAGCGAAGAUCAUGGCUGCGAUCCGACCAUAGUGGAGCAGUCAUUCGACACAAAAAUGCCACUGAACAUCAAUGACGAGGACAUGUCUCCUGACAUGGAAGACUUCCCGCCAGAGCGCCAGGGUUGUACAAUUAUGUCCUUCUGUCUGCUACGAUUCGAUGUUGCCAACACCUUCCGAAGGAUCAACUACAUUCCUCCGGGAACACCAAAUACUUGGGGUGAACAUUAUCAGUCCGUGACUUUGCAAGACAAGCAACGAUGGAUCACCGAGUGUCACAAGCGCCUUGAAGAGCGAUAUCUGAAGAACUGUGACAUGACUGUACCGCUCUUUUGGGUGACUGCGACUGUUGCAAGGCUUAUGAUGAGUAAGAUGUGGCUCAUGGUCUAUCAUCCCUUCCAAAGACAGGAUGGAGGUGCAUCUUUAUCAGAGGACGUCAAAGAAAAGCUCUUCAUCACCAGUUUGGAAAACAUGGAGUACAGCUUGCUGCUGGAAAACGAAGCAAGGACCAGGAAAUGGGGCUGGCUCUUCAGGACAUACAUACAAUGGCAUGCAUUGGCAUUUACUCUAUCCGAGCUCUGUCAUCGUACCAGUGGUGAUAUGGUCGAGCGCGCUUGGAAAGCGGUAGAUCGUACACUAGACGGCAGAUCCGGCUUGCACGCGGAAACUGGCGUAGGCCACCUUUGGCGUCCUUUGACGAAGCUCUACAGAAAGGCCAAACAAGCCAGAGCUCAAGGAAUCCAAAGGGAGCAGCUCGCCAGACAAAGGUCAGGAAGUGUGCCGUUGCGGCACUACUCCCCGAACGCCAAUCCCAUGUUCGGGCAUCCUAGUCGGCCUGUGGUGACGAGGGCACCGCUAAGCUUCGCACAGCUGCAACGCCUCCACCAGGGACCGACUUUUGGUCGAACGCCGCUUGAUAAGCAUGAGCUCUUGAGCUCGCCAGACCUCAACCAUGCCGGAAAAGGCAGGAGUAUUGCUGAUAACAACACACACAUGCUCAAUCAGGUGCAUCAGCCAAAGCCUAACACAACCACACCUUUCACCGACACCUCCACCAGUGUCAAUACAGCAGCUCUCGCCGCACCCUUGCCCCGGGCAGCGCCACCGCCUAAUGUGGCCUUGAGUCGAAAUUUCGGUGACCCAAUGUCCACCAUGAACUUUGACGAAGUCACGGCAGACCCAUUCACCACUACAAGCAACAUGGAAGUGACGGCAAACGUGGAGCAAACUUCAUCGGCCGCCAAUGGCUCCACUCGAGUGAAUUCGUUCGAAACGAUGGACAACGAUCUCUCAAACGUGGACAGUUCUGGGAACAUGGACUGGGAGAAUUGGGAUCAACUGGUGAGACAAUUUGGCAUGGACAUGGACUCUGGUGCUGUAGAUGUUGAUCUCACGGGUGCGAAUUGGGAGGGAGCAGACUGGGAUAUGACGACAGGGCCGAGCAAUGCGAAUUCCAAGACUGGGUUCGGCAUUAGUGGUCCAGAGUGGUUCUGAAAGGGAUGGAAAACAGACUUGCUGUCUUGGCCAGCAUCAGACCAUUAUUACGAAAAACAGGCAUUCAUGAAAACAAUGAAGAACAUAUGCCGUGAAGAGCAU
Molecule: messenger RNA, 3162 nt
Organism: Sphaerulina musiva SO2202
Lineage: Eukaryota; Fungi; Ascomycota; Dothideomycetes; Mycosphaerellales; Mycosphaerellaceae
Product: Fungal_trans-domain-containing protein
Exons: 1
Coding region: 166-3060 (964 amino acids)
Biological process (GO): regulation of DNA-templated transcription; DNA-templated transcription
Molecular function (GO): DNA binding; DNA-binding transcription factor activity, RNA polymerase II-specific; zinc ion binding
Source: RefSeq, a predicted model, not a curated record